ACAGGGACUUGAAAGAAUCUUUGUCAUGCUCUUUUAUUCCUUGGUGAGAGCUACAUAUAACUAGCCUUCUUCAUCAGCAGCUCAUCAGCUUCGAUCUCCUGCAUAUAUAUACAGCUUCUUUUGCUUGUUAUAAAGAUGUGGGCAAGAUUCAGAACUUCCAAGAGAAUUAAGAAAGAUGGAAAGGAAAACAAAGAUGUCAAACAAGGCCUUAACGUGAACGAAGAGUAUCGCCGCGCCAUCAGAACAAAAUCUUACGCUGAUUUCUUCGACAAAGCUCAAUCACUAGUGAAAGAGCCAGAUUCCGCAUCUUUCUGUUACCAUAAAUUCAAUGACAUUCUACUCGAACCAGGCCAGGAAACAAUCUCAACAGUCCUCGGAUCCGCAACCCUUUCGACGAAAUCUGACCUCAAAGACUUAAUCCUCAACUACUUCGACAUAAGUGCCGAGGCCUCAAAGAUCUGCACAAAUCUCCUCAGAAGCAUCAACCAGAUCCAAGGCAAUUACUUGUUCAUCCAACAAAUACUUGACUCCGUUGACGAGCAUUCCUCUCCCGAAAGAUUCUGCAAGAUAAUUUCAGAGCUAGGCUCGUUCAUCAUAUUCAACAACCCGUUUUCGAAUCUCAGCAAACACGACUUCAAGGCCAUCCACGAGAAGUACUCUUCGUUUCUGCAAAACCUAAAACUCAAAAGAAAAAAAGUGGCUAGAAAAAUCAAAUUGAUAAAAUGCUUCAACAAGGCUUCCGGGGUUUGUGUGACUGCGGCUUGUGGAGUUGUGGCGGUUGCAGCUAUGGUUCUAGCUGCGCAUACGCUGACCGCGUUACUCAUGGGACCCGCUCUCUUCAGCCUACCAUUGAAGCCGAUAAAGAAGAAGAUCAUGGACUUUAAGUUUUUGAGGAGUGGCGUUUUGAGCAAAGUUGGUGAGCAGCUUGAUGUGGCGGCUAAGGGCACGUAUAUUUUGAACAGAGAUUUCGAUACGAUGAGUCGGCUUGUGGCUAGGCUUCAUGACGAGAUUGAACAUAACAAGACAAUGAUUCAGUUCUUUUUGGAUAGGAAGGAACAUACAUUUGCUUUGCAAGUGGUGAAGGAGCUGAAGAAGAAUGAUGUAGGGUUCAGGAAACAGGUUGAGGAGCUUGAAGAGCAUGUUUAUUUGUGCCUUGUGACCAUCAAUAGGGCAAGAGCUUUGGUGAUUAAGGAGUUUGGAACAAAGUGCGUAGGCAUCAAAUGAGUUGUAUGUGUGUAGAUUAUUCUUUCGUUUUGUAAAUGCUAGCUUGUGAAUAUAUAAGUCUAACUCCAUGUAAUUUGUUGGAAUACACAUGAUUAUAUUA
This is a messenger RNA of Daucus carota subsp. sativus, 1324 nucleotides long. Its product is annotated as UPF0496 protein At1g20180. The record is from RefSeq and is a predicted model, not a curated record. The coding region runs from base 136 to 1224 and encodes 362 amino acids. The transcript has 2 exons. NCBI's taxonomy places the organism in Eukaryota, Viridiplantae, Streptophyta, Magnoliopsida, Apiales, Apiaceae.